GUAAAGGUCGACCCCUAGUGCUGUCAUCUCACUAAUCGCUCCUAAUAAGGGCAUUAAUGUGAUUUUUUUUUCAGUGUCCAUGUAAUGGUGCAUUAAGAAGAUAUUUUUAAAAAAAUCUUCAAAGAUGUUGAACAAAUUUAAAGUGGUGGGCCUGGUGGCCGACCUGAUGCCCAACAUCCGCCUAAUCCAGGCCUCCGGACAUUUCAUGUUGAAUUACUAUGCAGAAGACAACGGGUCCAUGCAUUUUAUCCGGUUGGCUUAUUGUUGUAUGCACUUGUUUUUCGUAUUGAUGCAGUAUGGGUGUAUUUUUGGUAAUUUGGUAGCAGAAAAGGAUAACGUGAACGAUCUGGCUUCCAAUACGAUCACGAUCCUGUUUUUCACCCAUUGCAUCACUAAGUUUAUUUAUUUCGCCGUGAGGUCCAAGUUGUUUUACCGUACCUUGGGUAUCUGGAAUCAGGCCAACAGUCAUCCGAUCUUUGUGGAAUCCAACAACAGAUACCAUGCGAUCUCUUUGAAAAAAAUGCGAAAUUUGUUGUAUAUUAUAUUGAUCGGGUCGGUGAUUUCUACUGCAGCAUGGACAGGAAUCACAUUCGUAGGCGAGAGCGUCCAUUUCAUAAAAGAUCCAGACAACGAGAAUGAGACCAUUCCAGAAGAAAUCCCUAGACUCCUUAUUAAGUCUUGGUACCCGUUCAACGCCAUGUCCGGAAUGCCUUAUUAUAUUGCCCUGGUUUUCCAGAUUUACUACGUCCUUUUCUCGUUGCUCCACGCCAACUUGCUGGACAGCUUGUUCUGUUCAUGGCUGAUAUUCGCUUGCGAGCAAUUACAGCAUUUGAAAGAAAUCAUGAAACCCCUUAUGGAAUUAUCUGCUUCUCUGGAUACGUACGUGCCAAAGAGUGCCGACCUUUUUAAAGCUCCCGGCAGUGCUACCAGCCAAGACAACCUUAUAGAAAACGAUUAUAAUGCCAAAAACGACGAACUUAACCUGAAAGGAGUCUACAGUACCAGACAGGAGCUUGGCAAUUUGAAUUUCAGGAGCGGAGCAUUGCAGACUUUCGGACAAGGCGGAGGUGGGGUGGGUCCAAACGGUUUGACCAAGAAACAAGAGCUGAUGGUGAGGUCUGCUAUUAAGUAUUGGGUGGAGAGGCAUAAGCAUGUGGUAAGGUUAGUGACGGCCAUAGGUGACGCCUACGGUGUUGCUUUACUACUACACAUGCUUACCGCCACCAUUAUGCUUACCCUAUUGGCGUAUGAGGCUACAAAAAUUGAUGGGGUGAACACCUACGCGGCCACCACUCUGGGUUAUCUGCUCUACUCUUUGGCGCAGGUCUUUCAUUUUUGUAUUUUUGGUAAUCGGCUCAUUGAGGAGAGUUCUUCGGUAAUGGAGGCAGCCUACAGUUGCCACUGGUACGACGGUUCCGAAGAAGCGAAAACGUUCGUUCAGAUCGUAUGCCAGCAGUGCCAAAAAGCUUUGUCAAUAUCCGGAGCGAAGUUUUUCACCAUCUCACUGGAUUUGUUUGCUUCGAUUUUGGGUGCCACGGUCACCUACUUCAUGGUCUUGGUGCAACUUAAGUAAAAUGUAUAUUUGUUUUUUUUUUUUUUUAAAUUCUGACACUUUGUAUAUAUUGAUAGUCUCUGUUUAAGGCACAAAAUUGUUAGGUUAUAUUAUAUUAAUUAUAAAAAGUGAGUAGGCAUUCGACAGUGUCUUAUAAUAUGUAGUUUUAUAAGAGUACUAUUAUAUUAAGGUAGUUUUAAUAUUACUUGUGUGAUAUAUUAAUUAAUACGUAAUUGUUGAAUAAUGCACAAAUGUUCGUU
Anthonomus grandis grandis is the source of this 1812-nucleotide messenger RNA. RefSeq names its product odorant receptor coreceptor (gene Orco). Bases 125 to 1573 code for a protein of 482 amino acids. The transcript is spliced from 12 exons. The record is from RefSeq and is a predicted model, not a curated record. Gene Ontology annotation, cellular component: plasma membrane. NCBI's taxonomy places the organism in Eukaryota, Metazoa, Arthropoda, Insecta, Coleoptera, Curculionidae. Gene Ontology annotation, molecular function: olfactory receptor activity; odorant binding. Gene Ontology annotation, biological process: detection of chemical stimulus involved in sensory perception of smell; sensory perception of smell.